GCAGCCGCGAAGAAGCUCGCGCGUUCGCACAGUGCCAUCGAGUUCUUUAACGAGUUCGUGCGCAACACCGUCCAGUUUAAAUUAUAAGUGUCUUGCGUUGACAUCGUGUGCGCGUGCACAGUGCGAGAUUAUUCUGAUCUGCAUGGUUCGAAAAACAAAUUUUUGUUAAAUAUCCAGAACGAGGAUUUGUGGAAUAACUUAACAAAGUGUUGAAAUUACUUUAUUUAAACACUGCGAGCCGAAACAACGAUGACGGAGCCGGUCAGGUGGAAGCUGCCAUUGGCAGCUCUGCUGCUACUGCACAUGACGAUAGCGGAAACGCAGUCAGUGAAAAUGGAAUCGAUGGCAGGAGCCGAUGACGGAUGGAGGCCAAUCGUGGGAUCGCAAAGAGAUGGUCCGUACGAUGAAAUCACGCACUACAGAAAUCCAGCUAGCAAAAAGGCGGAUCCGAUAAAAGCGGAAAAACAGACAUCGCACGCCCCUAAAAUGGAAACCGCAAAGAAACUCGUGCCCACCAGCAAUAUGCAAAACGUCGCAAGUAAUCUCAGUCCAGUUCCAAAGAUGCCACCCCAUAGUAAGCCAGUAUAUCUGUUGCCCUCGAUUGGAAUGCACACGCCACAAUUAGGUCCGAUGAGUAGUGCGAUGCAUCAUCACCGUCCUAUGAAAUACAGUCAUUUGAUGAAAGUCCAUCAUCAUGCUAAACCGCCGCGUGUGAAACCGUUAAGGCAUCCAAUUCCGUCCUACAGCCAACGAGAUGAGGUAUUCGUACCGGCACCUUCGAGCAAUGUGGGUCCCUAUACAUUCUACAGUGCUUCCCAACCACCAAUCAAAUCCAGACCUCCAUCACACAUCGAGUUCGCAAAUCAUUUCCCUAUCCCAAACUCAGAAGAUGAAUUAUAUCAACUUGUGCGUGCACCGGUGCAUCAAUAUGUCAUACCCAAAGCGCCAGUAUCCAAUGAUGUGCAUUAUACAUUCCAAAACCCGGAUGAGUUCAAUAGAAAUGUCCCGCUCUCUCCCUACAAGUUUGAGUCGACAAAGGAAAAGAAGAAAGUGAAGGACGUGCCACGCCAGGAGGCCCUCGUUCAGAAUGUGCAUCCUUUCCAUGUGUCCACUCCGCAACCAAGCAAACAAGUUGAAGUGCAUGUGACCAAAGAAAAGUUGAAAGUGUUCCACAACGCGAUUCCGUCCAACUAUAAUCCGUUAGAUGAUUAUGACUACCGGCCGGUCAAAUCGACCGUAUCACAGAAACGCCCCGCGACUUAUGAAGUCACCGAAGGCAAGUGGAAUCAGGAAACACCUGUAUUCCAGUAUCAUUAUACAACGCCACCGAAGCAGCGCGUGCCGACUAGAGUCUUCACCGAAGAAUCCAAACCUUUCCUACCCACUCCGAUUAAACCGGAAAGUGUACCUCCUACUUUACCAACGGAAAGUGAAAUCUCAACAAUUUACAAUCAAGUGAAAAUCAAUCGUCAAAAUAUACCGCCGAGUCGCUCGGAAUUCAGUACCCCGACGCCAAUUAAUUUCUUCGAUGUGAAAGAAGUUUCUACGCAUUUUCCCAUAUUAGGUCCGCCUGAGUUCCAAACCAUUGCAUACCCGCCGUCAAGAUAUCAAUUCAAUGAUGAAAAAGAAAAUGAAAUUACUACUAAGCAAAUCGUUGAAAGACCAGUCGAACAACAACCACAACAAGAAGUUUAUGAAACUACCACGCAAUUUAUCCCAACAGUUCGUCCACAACGCAAUCGCCGACCUAAUAGGAGAAGACGUCCUUCUUCAACAACUACGACUGAAACAGAAGUGGCUGAAAUUGAUACUGCAACUGAAACUUAUGAGGCUCAGAAAACUGAUGCAAGUGUAGAAGUAACAACGCAAAGACUUAGAAUUCCAUCAAGAUAUAGAGCGAGAUCUACAACCACAACUACUGUACAACCGGAAGUUGAAAUUACUACAAUACGGCAAAGGCAGAGAAGACCGCGUCCAACUACUACAACUGAAGAACCGGAAGUUGAAGUACCAGAUAAUCAUAAAUCAGAAUAUGAAAGUCUAGAGGAAAAAUUUGCGCGUUUGACAACGACAACAGAGAAGGAUUUCCCAGCAAACUUUGAAAGUCAUUUUACUGCCCCGUAUAAAAGCGAAGUCCAAACUGAAGCAUACGAAAAGUCCACAGAAGAAGUUCCGCACAGACCAAACAGAUUAUACACUAAUCCACCAAAUAGAGAUGAGAAACCUGUGGAAGAAGAAGAAGAAGAAGAACCUGCAAGUGUUGAAGUUGUUAGUGAUGAAGUAAAAGAAGAUGAAAAAAUCUUGGAAGAUUAUCGCGUGCAAUAUCACGAAUCACAGAAACAACCAGAAGUGCUCAACCCAGAAAUUACGAUAAAUACGCCAGAGAAUGAACUGGACUUUACCACUAGACAUACGUAUUACACAACGAAACCGCGUGAAGAAAUCACAACUACUACAGAAACAUACACGACAACAACACCAACAACAACAACGUCUACCACCACAACUACUUCGACAACGGAGGCGCCAAAACGGGUAAGAGGCCGCCCCGUAAAGUACGAGCACAGCAAUCGUCCUCGAUUCAGCGUAAAGGAAUACAAACAACGGUUAACCACAUCGACCACGUCCACUGAAGCGCCAAAAGCGCAAAGCGACGUAAUGCGGAUACGCUUUCCGAAUCGCUCGCGCCGACCUAUUACGCCAUCACCAACGACAACACCUGCGCCCGUCGAUGACGACAGCGAGACGCCAAAGAUGAAAUUCCAGCCCAAAGAUCCGCGCCAUCCAAAUCUGGACAACGUCACCGAGAAGCUCAAGUUCAACACGGUCAACACACGUAUUCGACCAUUCGGUAGGUUCAAGUCCACAACGGACGCGACCACCACCACAUUGCGCGUAUCCAUUAAACCGAAUAUUUUCGGUAACUUGCGUCGGCCGACACCCAUUUCACUCAAAACACGUAUUCUUAACCGGCAACGGACAAACAUGACAACGAUCAAGCCCGAUAUGACUACGUUAGAUAACAAUCUAGACGAUUCUAACGAAACCGACCAGACCGAAAUAGUCGAGACGACCAUUCCAUAUAGCGUGGAAGAAAGCGACUCUAGCUCUGAGUUUGGCGCUAAGAAGACAGAAGUCGAAGCGACGACCGCAAUGACAACACAGUCCGAUGUGCAACCGGUCCCGGAAGAGAAGCACGAUGAUUUCACACAAAUUGUCUCCGAUCUGACGUCGUCAGCAAAGAACGAGUAUAACAAGCCCGGGCUGUUUAAGAACGUGCAACCUAACAGUAGAAAAGUACCGAGUUAUUUCACGUUAGCGACGGAUGAUCCCAUCCUGCCUAUUGAGGCGUUCUUCCCGAAUCUCAAAGACAAGCAAUAACAUGCAAGAUAUAAAUUUAUGAAACGAAUUACUUUCGCGCUCGUUAGUCUGUAAAUAUAUAUAUUGUAAUGUACUGAUAAUUAGGUCGUAUUUUAUUUACAGUAUCGGAGGACAAUAUUUAUUUAUUUAUAGUUUAAGCCCGCGGACAAUGAAAAUAGUUACGUGUUUACUUGUAUAAAAUAAUGUAAUUUAUUCCUAAGUAAUAAAUAUAUUUUUAUUUUACCUUUA
Molecule: messenger RNA, 3609 nt
Organism: Dalotia coriaria
Lineage: Eukaryota; Metazoa; Arthropoda; Insecta; Coleoptera; Staphylinidae
Exons: 6
Coding region: 250-3381 (1043 amino acids)
Source: RefSeq, a predicted model, not a curated record